AUGGUUCAACAACCAACGGCUGGCGAAUCCGCUGGCCCUGUGGUCAAAGGCGUCAUUCCUACAGCCAAGCAGGCCUUUGCUGAUCUCUUCAUCUGGAAGCAGCGUGUCGUCAUCACAAACGAACAUGGCGAAGAGACAACCGAAUGGAGGGACCCAGAUCCUAUCAAGAACCCCAUAAGUCUUAUGGCUCAACUGUCAGGCAAAGAUUGGGUCUUCUUCCUUGUAGGCUUCUGCGCCUGGACAGCUGAUGCCUUUGACUUUCACGCCUUGUCAAUCCAGACCAAGAAGCUGUCUCUCUACUAUGACACCAGCAAAACCGCAAUCACAACCGCCAUCACCCUGACCCUUCUCCUCCGCUCUGUCGGUGCCGCUAUGUUCGGUCUCGCUGGUGACAAGUGGGGACGCAAGUGGCCCAUGGUCUUCAACAUGAUCAUCCUCGGUGUUUUGCAAAUCGCCACCAUCUAUAGUACCACCUUCAACCAGUUCCUUGCUGUGCGAAGUCUUUUCGGUCUGUUCAUGGGUGGUGUUUAUGGUAAUGCUAUUGCCAUGGCUCUCGAGUCGUGUCCCUCCAACGCCCGAGGCUUGAUGUCCGGCAUUCUUCAGCAGGGAUACUCAUUCGGCUACGUCUUGGCUGCAUGCGCCAACCUUGGCGUUGGAGGUAGUACCGAGAGCUGGAAGACUGUGUUUUGGAUCGCUGCUGGAAUUUCCAUUGCCGUCGGUAUUGUUCGUAUCUUCUUCCCUGAGUCCCAACAGUUCCUCGAAGCCCGUGCCAAAGGAAAGCAGUCCGCCUCGCCUGGUGCUUUCUGGCAAGAUUGCAAAAAGAUGCUUCUCGCUGAAUGGAAGAUGUGUGUUUACUGCUGCUUCCUCAUGACCUGGUUCAACUACUACUCCCAUACUUCCCAAGACUCUUACACCACCUUCAUGCUUGAACAGAAGGAAUUCGACAAUAAGGCUGCUUCUCGCGCUUCUAUUCUCAUGAAGACUGGUGCUUGCGUUGGUGGUACAAUCAUUGGUUACCUGAGUCAAUUUGUGGGCCGUCGACGUGCUAUCUGUUGCUCAGCCUUCAUGUCUGCUCUUCUUAUCCCGGCCUGGAUCCUGCCCACCACUGAAGGCGGUCUAAGUGCGAGCGGUUUCAUGAUUCAGUUCUUCAUCCAAGGCGCGUGGGGUGUGAUCCCUAUUCAUCUCAACGAACUAUCCCCCCCUGCCUUCAGAUCCUCGUUUCCAGGAGUCACCUACCAAAUUGGCAAUAUGAUUAGCAGCCCGAAAAUUGUCAACGCUGUGGCAGAAAAGACAUUCGUUACUCUCAAGAAUGGCGACAAGGUCGAGGCAUAUGGACCUGUAAUGGGUGUUGCUACAGCUAUCAUCGCUCUUGGUAUCAUCUUCACCACUAUGUUUGGUCCGGAGAAGCGUGGACGAGCUUUUGAGCAUGCGGUAGCUGGUGUCCACAAUGACGAGCUUCCUCAACAUCAAAAGAAGGAUAUUGAGACUGCAAGUGUUGAACAGGUUGAGUUGGAAGACAAGAAGAAAGACAAGGAAGAGGUUUGA
Fusarium poae is the source of this 1545-nucleotide messenger RNA. RefSeq lists its product as uncharacterized. The record is from RefSeq and is a predicted model, not a curated record. Gene Ontology annotation, molecular function: carboxylic acid transmembrane transporter activity. NCBI's taxonomy places the organism in Eukaryota, Fungi, Ascomycota, Sordariomycetes, Hypocreales, Nectriaceae. Gene Ontology annotation, cellular component: plasma membrane. Bases 1 to 1545 code for a protein of 514 amino acids. Gene Ontology annotation, biological process: carboxylic acid transport; transmembrane transport. The transcript has 4 exons.